AUGUCAGCGUACACCACCCGUACUGUGGGACCGUUAUACACGGGGACGAUGGGAGGCGCAGUAGGUCGGUGCUUCCAGCCGAACCUAGUCGAAGCUGACGAUCCUGGAGGACACGUACGAUCCUCGACGCCACAGUCGCUGCCAACGUGGCGUUGCACUGUUGAGGAAGAAUCGAACCGGUGUCAAGUCGCAGUUGAAUCGAAGACGGUGAGCCGUGUCGAGUCCGUGCAGUAG
Molecule: messenger RNA, 234 nt
Organism: Gongylonema pulchrum
Lineage: Eukaryota; Metazoa; Nematoda; Chromadorea; Rhabditida; Gongylonematidae
Source: the annotation of a GenBank genome assembly